This is a messenger RNA of Sphaerodactylus townsendi, 1518 nucleotides long. It is a transcript of the gene CFAP53, whose product is annotated as cilia and flagella associated protein 53. Lineage: Eukaryota; Metazoa; Chordata; Lepidosauria; Squamata; Sphaerodactylidae. The record is from RefSeq and is a predicted model, not a curated record. The transcript has 8 exons. Bases 1 to 1518 code for a protein of 505 amino acids.
AUGGCAAGCGACUGGUUAGGCAAGAAGCCCUUUGACCAGCAGCAACUGACAGUCGCUUGUCCAAAUCUGGGCCUUCGGGGUAAAGGGGCACCGGAGCAUGCCCCUCGGGUGUCUCGGGAAUAUGCAGCAGCUGCCAACAAAAUGCAAAACAGCCAGGAGUAUACCCACUUGUCCCAGGCAUGUUUUCGUUUGCAGUGUGCUAAAUUACCACAAGUCGAGGUCCCCAAUCGGGAGAUCCAGAUCUGGAGGGCACAAGAUAAACUCCGUCAAAAAGCCUCGGCUUACGUCAAGGAGCACCUCCUGGGCAUCCAGAUCAACGAAAGGGAAGAGCUGAACGAACGCAAACGGCUUCACCGCCUGGUGCGGAAGAGGGUGAAUGCUGAACUGCAGGGCUUCCUGGCUGAGACCGAGGAAAGGAGAGAGAGGCUUCGCGAUCUCCUGGAAAAAGAGGAGAUGGGUUACAUUGCUGAGAUGGAAUCCUUGGAAGAAACCACUGAGAACAGGAAAAAUAAAAUGUUGGCAAAAGCAAAACUAUUGAGAGAAAAUCGGGAAGAUGAAAGGCAAAAGCUUGUGGCGGAAAAACGGGAGCAGCAGUUCAGAGUGACUUGCGAGGAGCUGAGAACUCAGUGGUCCAAAAAGCACCUUCUGGAGGUGUGUGAAGACCGGCUGGCCCAACUGGCCUUGAAGGAGGAGCUGAAGAAGCAAAGAGAUCAGGAGGAGGCCACGUUCUUGGCUCUUUGGGAAGAGGACCGGCUGGCCAAGGAGAAGCGGGCCGCGGAGGACGAGCGGAAACGGUCGACGCGGAACGAUGACAUGCUGAACAUGCUGCGCACCCAGAGAGCGGCGGCGGAAGCGCAGAGGAAGGAGGAGCAGAGGCUGAAGGACGAGGAGGCGAAGUAUAUGGAAGAGGAACGGCUGUUGCGCAAACUGGAGGACGAGCGCGCCGAGAUCGAGAGGCGGCGGAAGCUGAGGGCGUGCGGGGACAUGCUGCAGGCGUCCAUGAGGGAGAAGAUGACGCGCCUCAACCAGACCAGGCAGGAGGAGUUGGCGCUGGAAACGAAGGUCCUGGAACACAUCCUGGGGCAGGGCCAGGAGGACCUGGAAGAGCAAAAGAGGCGGAAAGGGUGUGGGUGUGGGUGUGCGCACUCUCGCGCGCGCAUGCCUUCUCGCCUCCAGAGAAGAGGUUAUGUGGGCCUGACAAGCCCAGGGACCCCCCCGCCCCGCCUCCCCUGCGCCUUCCACUCUCGGCGAGGCUGGAGUCCCUCGGGCGGCCGGAGGGGGGCGCGCUCGGCCCGGCUGCGCGCAAGCAAAGCCCCGGCGGCGGCGGCGGCGGCGGCGGCGGGCGCUGCAAGUCCCGCGGGAGGGCGGCCGCACCUGCGCCGGGAGGAGGCGGACUGCUCCUCCCCGCUUCCCUCCACCGGAGCCGGCCGCCGGGCCGAGGCAGCUCCGCCUCCCGGGGCGAGGAGUUCAGCCGGGCAAAGGUCGGGCGCGGAGGGCAGGGCGAGGCGAGGGCGGUGA